This is a messenger RNA of Synchiropus splendidus (mandarinfish), 2026 nucleotides long. It is a transcript of the gene tent5ba, whose product is annotated as terminal nucleotidyltransferase 5ba. Lineage: Eukaryota; Metazoa; Chordata; Actinopteri; Syngnathiformes; Callionymidae. The coding region runs from base 124 to 1308 and encodes 394 amino acids. Gene Ontology annotation, molecular function: RNA binding; poly(A) RNA polymerase activity. Gene Ontology annotation, biological process: mRNA stabilization. The record is from RefSeq and is a predicted model, not a curated record. The transcript is spliced from 2 exons.
GACCCAUCGGAACCCACGCGGGCGGAACCGGCUAGUGCUCCACUGCAGGAAUACUCGGAGGAGUUCGGGGGAAGUUGUGAGGCCAAAAGUCUGCCGCAGUUGUCGGAGCGUCGCUCAGUGAACAUGUCUCGCGGGGACGCGUCGGAUCACAGCCGGAGGUUCUGCGUCUUGUCUUGGGACCAGGUGCAGCGCCUGGACUCGAUCCUGGGGGAGGCUGUUCCCAUUCACGGCCGAGGAAACUUCCCCACCCUGUCCGUGAGACCCCGGCAGAUAGUGCAGGUGGUGCGAGAGAGGCUGGAGGAGAGAGGCGUGUGUGUGAAGGACGUGAGGCUCAACGGUUCCGCGGCCAGCCACGUGCUCCAUCAGGACACCGGUCUGGGCUACAAGGACCUGGAUCUGAUCUUCGGCGUGUCCCUGAAGGACGACCAGGCCUUCCGUCUGGUGAAGGACGUGGUGCUGGACUGCCUGCUGGACUUCCUGCCUCCUGGCGUAGCCAAGGAUCGCAUCUCGGCACUGACUCUGAAGGAGGCCUACGUUCAGAAACUGGUGAAAGUGUGCAACGACGUGGACCGCUGGAGCCUCAUCUCGCUGUCCAACAACACUGGCAAGAACGUGGAGCUAAAAUUCGUGGACUCGCUGCGACGGCAGUUUGAAUUCAGCGUGGACUCGUUCCAGAUCUGCCUGGACUCUCUGCUCCUGUUCGACCGCUGCUCGGAGACGCCCAUGUCCGAGAGCUUCCACCCCACCGUGGUUGGCGAGAGCGUGUACGGGGACUUCAGCGAAGCCAUGCAACACUUGUGUCAGAGGACUAUUGCCACACGAAACCCGGAGGAGAUCAGAGGAGGCGGAUUACUCAAGUAUUGCCACUUGCUGGUGCGAGGGUUCCGGCCCUCGUCCGAGGCGGACAUGAAGCAGAUGCAGCGCUACAUGUGCUCGCGCUUCUUCAUCGACUUUCCGGACAUUGGAGAGCAGCAGAGGAAGCUGGAGGCCUACCUCCAGAACCACUUUGCCGGGAUGGAGCACAAGCGCUACGAGUGCCUGAUGACUCUGCACCACGUGGUGAACGAGAGCACCGUCUGUCUGAUGGGCCACGAGCGGCGCCAGACGCUCAGCCUCAUCUCCAUGCUGGCGCUGAAGGUGCUGGCUGAGCAGAACGCCAUUCCCACCGUGACCAACGUCACCUGCUACUAUCAGCCGGCGCCGUACGUGCAGGACAUCAACUUCAGUAACUACUACAUCGCUCACGUGCAGCCGCCGCAGCUCUCGCCGUGCGCCAGCUCCUACCAGACGUGGCUGCCCUGCAGUUGAAGCGUGGCGGCGGCAGAAGAACACAAACUUGCCAAAUGUGACUAAAACAAUCCAGUACUGCUGUACUUCUGAUGAGCCAACACAAACAUCUGAAUGAUUGCUGGUCAUUUCUGAGAUGUAGCGAAUAAUGUCUUAUUUAAGUUUAUAAAAAUGAAGCUUUAUAAACGUGUGUAUGUUAGGAAUUACAUUUUUAGGAUCAAUGUUAAGCUGGUUUUUCUUUUUCUUAUACUCUAGCUUUGUUUUCCUAACAACAUACCGGACCAAAGAUUUUUUUUUUUUUCCUUGUUGCUCAGAAAAAAAGGGAAUUGAUUGUUGAUUCCAAGUGCCUUUUGAAAAGUUCUUAAAAUAUCUGUCAAGUGUUUUUCUAGAUCACGUUUUUUUUCCUGUUCAGGAGAAUAAGCAUUUCUGUGAGAUUAAACAUUUGGAAAACUCAAUAGAAUCAGUGCCUGAUUUGUUUUUUGUUUUUUCAGGGGCUAAAAUGUGUUUAUUUUUUAUCAUGGCUUGUUUUUAUCAACUUGUUUUAUUUAAAAAAAUGAGGCUAACACAGGAUGUUUAGUUGUACUGUUUAGUCAAUACACUUGGCAAAGAGUAAAUAUUGCUCAUUAUUUUAGUUCAAACACCUUACAAAACAACAGGUUGUGACUCACCAUGUUUGACACGAGCUAAAGAUGUUAGCUUAGCAUUGUGAGUGGGGGAAACAUCAGGCUAUUUGGGUAAA